Stylonychia lemnae is the source of this 1005-nucleotide messenger RNA. Lineage: Eukaryota; Ciliophora; Spirotrichea; Sporadotrichida; Oxytrichidae. The record is from the annotation of a GenBank genome assembly.
AUGAAGUUAGUACGCUUUCUCAUGAAAUUAAACAAUGAGACCGUAACAAUUGAGCUUAAAAACGGAACAAUCGUCGUUGGCACUGUUACUGGUGUUGAUGUGUCAAUGAAUACUCAUUUGAAGGCAGUUAAACUAACUGUGAAAGGGAGGGAAACAAUUGCACUUGAACACUUGACUAUUAGAGGAAACAACAUUAGGUACUUCCUACUGCCAGAGAGUCUUUAACUUGAGACUCUUCUUGUAGAUGAUGCCCCUAAAUAAAGAUCUAAAAGCAUCGGUCAAGCAGCUAAAAAGGAUAAAAGUGGUGAAAGCCCAAGAGACCCCCUCCUAACCCAACUAGACAGCACUGAGAAUAAUUGGGAAUCAAAGUAUUUGUGGCACAGAUAUACGAGAAACGUCCAGAGUAAUGGAAAGUUCUCUUGCAAAUACCACUUUUUGUAACCAAAUGCAAGAUUAUCAUAGGGAUCUCUCCAUCCAUACGAUUGCCAGCUCCUAGCUUUUAUUUAGCAACUUCUCUCUCUCUUAUCUUUGUUUGCACAAUUUGCUUUCGUAUUUGCACUUCUUUCAGUAAUCAAUUUCUUCUUAACCCUUGCAAACUAUCAUUAUUAUUAUAUAUGCACUAUUUUACUCUAGUCUUGGUAUAUUGAAAUGAAGAAGUUAACAAUGUAAUCAAUUAACGAGAAGGUCGUGACUUUAAAAUGCUAAGUAAUAUUGAGACCUAAUUUCUGGAAGAGGUAACCGAGAAAAUAUUUCCUGCUUAAUAAAUUGCUAGGAGCCAUUAGCUUAAGAAAAUAUCAGUGCUUGGUCAAAAACCUCGAAAAGAGUGGAUUCGUGAGCCGUUAGGAUGUUUUUUAAUUGGACUAGCUAACCUUAAAUUCAUUUUCAACAAUUAAGAAAGCUAUCAAUCACACUAGUCUUGGUUGGCUCGCAUAAUCUCUAUUGAGUUUGACAUCUUCAGUUUUAUAAUAAUUCGUUUAGGUGUUCUUUUCAGUCAGAAGAUCUUGA